This is a messenger RNA of Diospyros lotus (date-plum), 3202 nucleotides long. RefSeq names its product putative late blight resistance protein homolog R1A-10. Lineage: Eukaryota; Viridiplantae; Streptophyta; Magnoliopsida; Ericales; Ebenaceae. The record is from RefSeq and is a predicted model, not a curated record. Gene Ontology annotation, molecular function: ADP binding. The transcript has a single exon. Bases 121 to 2772 code for a protein of 883 amino acids. Gene Ontology annotation, biological process: defense response to other organism.
GUCAAAGUCAGCCCACCAGCAACAGCAACCUGAAAGAACUUAAAAACUGAUUUCUCAAGGAAAAUGGAUACCAAUCGAAUCUUCCAGCAUUUGUAGAGAGCUUCCUGCAGAUCGAGAAAAAUGGCCGACGCUGCUGUCGAAUUUCUGCUGCUGAACCUCAAACAGCUUCUGGUUUACAACGCCGAUCUGAUUCUUAAUGUCAAAGAGCACGUCGAAUCCCUAUACAACCAGUUCAGCAUGUUCAAGGCCUUCCUCAAGGAUUCGUCCGAGAAGCGCAACGAUUACGAGAUCGUCAAAGAGCUGGUCAGGCAGAUCCGAGCCAUCGUCUACAAAUCCGAAGACCUAAUCGACACCUUCGUGGCACACACCGCCUUUCAGAGGUCCAGGGGCCCCGUGGCCAGGCUCAUUCACGGCAUCGACUAUUCAGCGAAGCUUCGCGGCCUGGCCAGGGAGAUCCAGUCCAUCCGGGAGAAAGUCGACGAGAUUUACCGGAAACAGUCGUUCGGAUUGGAGGCUUUGCAGCUCCGCGAGACCUCCGGCCGGGGAUCACCUGAGAAGAAGGCUCCGGUCGUCGAGGAAGAGAAUGUCGUAGGGUUCGACGAAGUGGCCGAGGAGGUGAUUGAUGGAUUGAAUGCUGGAGGGAAAGAGGAGGUUGAAGUUGUGGCUGUGAUUGGAAUGGGGGGUUUAGGUAAGACCACUUUGGCUAGAAAAAUCUUUACCGAUCCUGCAAUUGAGUUUGAAUUCUAUAUCCGAGCUUGGGUUUAUGUUUCUCAAGAUUACAAUCGGAAAGAGGUUUUCCUAGGGAUUUUGAGUUCGCUGGAUAUGCUAGCUGAUGAAAUGCAUAGAUGGAGUGCCGAAAAGCUCGCCGAUGAGCUGAGGGUGAUUUUGCAGCGUGGAAGAUACUUAGUUGUGCUGGAUGAUGUGUGGACAAAAGGGGCUUGGGAUGACCUCAAAAUGGCCUUCCCCAAGAACAAUAAUAAAAGUAGGAUAUUGUUAACAAGUCGGAACAAUGAAGUUGCGAUCCAUGCCACCGAUAGGAAUCCUUACUUGCUGCGCUUUCUGAACGACGAUGAGAGUUGGGAGUUACUUGAAAAGAAGGUUUUCCGGAAAGAAAAAUGCCCGCCAGAGCUGAAGGAUCUGGGGAGGGGAAUUGCAAAGGAAUGUGGCGGCUUGCCACUAGCAAUUGUGGUGAUUGCAGGGCUUCUGAUGAAGAAAGAGAAAACCUGUGACUGGUGGGAGAAGGUUGCUAAAAGGGUGAGUUCUUACGUUGCUAGAGACCCUAAGCAAUGCAUGGACAUUCUAGCUCUGAGUUACAACUACUUGCCCUAUCACUUGAAGGCCUGUUUCCUGUAUUUGGGAGUCUUCCCAGAGGACUAUGAGAUCCCCGUGUGGAAGCUGAUCCAAUUGUGGGUGGCUGAGGGAUUUAUCCAGCAGGUUGGGGAAAUAAGAUUGGAGGAUACAGCGGAGGAACAGUUGGAGGAUCUUGUUGACAGGAACUUAUUGUUGGUUGAGAAGAGGAGGUCUGAUGGGGGAAUCAAAACGUGUCGCAUUCAUGAUAUGCUGCGAAAUCUAUGCUUAAGAGAAGCUACAGAGGAGCAGUUUCUCCACGACAUUAAAGGUUCCAUUGAAGUUCCCGGUUUGCCUUUCACCCCUAUCAUCAACCAAUAUCGCCGUCUUUGUAUCCAUUCCCGUGUUCUGGACUAUAUCUCUUCAAAACCUUCUGAUCCACAUGUGCGCUCUUUCUUGUGCUUCCCCGUUGAAGAAACAGAGUUGUGCAGAGAGUAUACUUCUUUCAUCCAUGAAGCCUUUAAAUUGCUCAGGGUGUUGGAUAUAGGGUCGGUCAGACUCUCCCUUUUCCCUGUCAAGAUGAAAGAACUAGUUCAUUUGAGGUAUAUUGCCCUCUACGGUAAUUUUGAGGUGCUUCCCGAUUCAAUCUCUGACCUAUGGAACCUUCAAACGAUUAUCAUUGAAACAUCAUCGCGAAACCUGAAGGUCAAAGCUGAUAUUUGGAGAAUGUUGCAACUGAGACAUAUACACACAAAUGCAUCAUGUCGUUUGCACGGCCCUCCAGCUAAUGUUCGAAAGGAUGGGAAAGACCCUCUGGUAAGGAGCAACCUGCAAACUAUUUCUGCACUGUCCCCUGAAAGUUGUACUGGAGAUAUUCUAGCGAGGACUCCCAACCUCAAGAAACUAGGAAUACGCGGCAAAUUAGCUGUGCUCCUGGAGGAAAAGGGAGGCCGCAACAUGUUCGAUAACCUUACCCAGCUGGAUCACCUUGUGGCUUUGAAGCUGUUGAAUGACACAUUCCCUAAUCCUCCUUGCGGCGGUACCCUCCCCCAACUGUACAAAUUCCCACCAAACCUGAAGAAGCUAACUUUGGCAGAUACCCUUGUGGACUGGCAGCAUAUGUCUACACUGGGGAUGUUGCCUAAGCUUGAGGUGUUGAAAUUGAAAAACAAUGCCUUUAGGGGAAAAUGCUGGCAAACACAGGAUGGAGGCUUUCGGAGACUUAGAUUCCUACAGAUUGGGAAGACCGAUUUAGUGAACUGGGAGGCUUCAAGUCAUCACUUCCCUAGACUUCAACGUCUCAUUCUCAAGUACUGUGAAAAACUACAAGAAGUGCCUUCGGGCCUGGGUGAUGUAUCUUCACUUCAUGUCUUAGAGCUGCAUCAUGCCUCCCGUACUGCUGUGGCUUCUGCCAAGGAAAUUCAGAAGCAAAAGCAUGAACUGCACCAAGGCCUCAAGCUCCUUGUGUAUCCUCCAGAACCAUAACCAUAACAUGUGGCUUCGUUUUUUCUCAACACCAUGGAUUGAGAGGAUGCUUGAUAAUCAAGAGGUAUGACCAAUUAUCUACAGCCGUGAAGUUAAUUUAUUUGCUUAGAGAAUUAUCUUGUUGCUUGCGGUGGAAUUGUAGGCAUGGACUCUUUUUCAAGUUUUCGUUAAUUUGUUUACGAUUUGCGGUGAGUGGAUUCCUUUUGUGUUUUAACACAAAUUGUUUGGCCAGAUAAGAUUUUCAUAAAUUUCUCCUGCACUCACUCGUACCAAUAUCCUAUUAGUCGGCAACCCAUAUGAAUGAAUACAAGCGCCAGGCCUUCAUGAACUGAAUUAGAGGAUUGCUUCUAUUGUUUCUGAAGAAUUUCAAAUGUCAAAUCCUAUUCUUAAAUAAUAAGAGUUAUUAAAUACAACAUAUAAAGAUGAUGAA